Nerophis ophidion (straightnose pipefish) is the source of this 9815-nucleotide messenger RNA. Its product is annotated as FERM domain-containing protein 4A-like. The record is from RefSeq and is a predicted model, not a curated record. Gene Ontology annotation, cellular component: adherens junction; cytoskeleton; bicellular tight junction. The coding region runs from base 666 to 3974 and encodes 1102 amino acids. NCBI's taxonomy places the organism in Eukaryota, Metazoa, Chordata, Actinopteri, Syngnathiformes, Syngnathidae. Gene Ontology annotation, biological process: establishment of epithelial cell polarity. The transcript is spliced from 23 exons.
GUGUGAAUGUCAAUACAGUACAAGAUAAUGUUUUAAAUUUAGAAAAAGAAUCAUAAUGUGAGCCUUUUAAUGCGCCUUUUGUAUGAAAAUAGACCUGAACAGACCCGUUCAUCGGCAGUGCGCCUUUUAAUCCGGUGCGCCCAAUGGUCCAAAAAAUACGGUAGUAACAGUUUAGUAACUAUGGCGACACUUGUUGCACAUUCAUUCUCAGAUUCAGAAUGAAUACAUGUACAGUGAGCAUUUUAUUCCGUGGUGUGUAUCGCUUUAAAAAUUAGCAGGGUGAGAGAGUGGAGGAGAGCGGCUGCAUUUCCUUAGUGAGAAUGUUUGUUUUUGUGGCGAUUCAGACCAGAGACGUGCGGCCUGAGUGGGAGAGAGGAAAGAAACAAGAGAGGGUCACCAGGGACUAUUCGCUGUGUGGGACUGGGACAGCGGGACCUGCAGGUUUUGACCCUGAGGAAGCAUCCCAGAGAGUCAGGAUAGGGCAGCCAAUGUCCAAGAUGAAACUAUUAUUAACUUAUCUAAGUGGUCUCAGGAGGAAAUCAAAGGCUAAUCACAGCCGCCCAUUCCUGGACCUUUGGGGGGUGUUACCUGAAAAGAUUCAUCUGGGCUUUUGAGGUCUUUAGGUAGUGUGGCUAUUCCUCUCGCUGGUCUUUACGGUCUGAGCCAUGGAGGCUCUCUGGUCAAGCCUGGAUGAUUCAGUCUGUACCCAGCAGCAGAGUUAUCUCUGGACUCUCACCUCCACGGCUUUCCGACGUCUUGGCGUGCACGCCAGGAGUUUCCACAGUCCUCUGCAACUGUUACACGCUCGCGGGUGUGUUUCAAGGCCACUGUUCCAGAUGACGGAGGGGAGGCGAUGUCAGGUCCAUCUCCUGGACGACAGGAAGUUGGAGCUCCUGGUGCAGCCUAAAUUGAUGGCUAAGGACCUCCUGGACCUGGUGGCCUCUCACUUCAACCUCAAGGAGAAGGAAUACUUUGGAAUUUCAUACACAGAUGAAACGGGCCAUUUUAGCUGGCUUCAACUGGACCGCAGAGUAUUAGAGCAUGAAUUCCCCAAGAAAUCCGGACCCAUUGUCCUCUACUUCUGCGUCAGGUUCUACAUUGAAAGUAUUUCAUACUUGAAGGACAAUGCCACGAUUGAGCUGUUUUUUCUCAACGCAAAGUCCAUCAUCUACAAGGAGCUCAUUGAAGUGGACAGCGAAGUCGUCUUUGAGCUGGCGUCCUAUAUUCUCCAAGAGGCUAAGGGUGAUUUCACCAGUAAUGAUGCAACCAGGUCUGACCUGAAAAAGCUGCCUGCUCUGCCCACCCAGGCCCUAAAGGAGCACCCAUCCCUUGCCUACUGUGAGGAGCGGGUCAUAGAACACUACAAGAAGCUCAAUGGGCAGUCCAGAGGGCAGGCCAUUGUAAACUAUAUGAGCAUUGUCGAGUCCCUUCCCACAUAUGGAGUACAUUACUACGCCGUAAAGGAUAAGCAGGGGAUCCCUUGGUGGCUGGGCCUGAGCUAUAAAGGCAUUUUUCAGUAUGACCAUCAGGACAGAGUCAAGCCCAGGAAGGUGUUCCAAUGGCGUCAACUGGAGAACCUUUACUUCAGAGAGAAGAAGUUCUCCGUGGAAGUUCACGACCCCAGGAGGGCGUCUGUGACACGGAGGACGUUUGGUCAUAGUGGCAUCGCUGUGCACACCUGGUACGCCUGUCCAGCCCUCAUCAAGUCCAUCUGGGCCAUGGCCAUAAGCCAGCACCAGUUCUAUCUGGACCGCAAGCAGAGCAAGUCAAAGAUCCAUGCCGCACGCAGUCUGAGUGAGAUUGCCAUCGACCUCACCGAAACGGGAACGCUGAAAACCUCCAAACUGGCCAACAUGGGCAGCAAAGGGAAAAUUAUCAGCGGGAGCAGUGGCAGCCUACUCUCGUCAGCAGGCUCUCAGGAAUCAGACAGCUCCCAAACAGCCAAGAAGGACAUGCUGACAGCACUGAGGGCCCGGCAGGAUGCUCUGGAGGAAACGCUGAGGCAGAGACUAGAGGAAUUAAAGAGCAUUUGCAUCAGAGAGGCUGAACUGACAGGGAAACUUCCUAAGGAAUAUCCUCUAGAUCCAGGAGAGGAACCCCCUACAGUGAGGCGGAAGAUCGGUACCGCCUUCAAACUGGAUGAGAAGAAAAUUAUUCCUAAGGGGGAGGAAGAGGAGCUGGAGCGCUUGGAGCGGGAGUUCGCCAUUCAGUCCCAGAUCACCGAGGCAGCCAGGCGCCUUGCCAGCGAUCCUCACGUCAGCAGCAAGAAGUUGAAGAAGCAAAGGAAGACGUCUUAUCUGAACGCGCUGAAGAAGCUUCAGGAAAUUGAGAACUCUAUCAAUGAAUACCGGGUUCGCUCUGGGAAGAAGCCGACACAGAGGGCAUCGCUUAUAAUAGAAGAGGCUAACAUUGGCUCAGAAGACAGUUCGCUGUCUGACGCUCUGGUCCUGGAUGACGAUGAUCCUCAAGUUACCGGUACCCCCAACUUCUCCCCGAUGGCUUCGCCUCACAAAGGCCUUCCCCCGAGGCCACCGUCUCACAGUCGUCCCCCACCGCCGCAAUCCCUGGAUGGACUGCGGCACCUGCACUAUGCACGCACGGAUUACGAUAAAUCGCCGAUCAAACCUAAAAUGUGGAGUGAGUCCUCACUGGAUGAACCUUAUGAAAAGGUCAAGAAGCGCUCCUCUCACUCCAGUCACAGACGAUUCCCCAGCUCUGGCAGCACAGAAGCAGGAGGUAGUAACUCUUUGCAGAGCAGCCCUAUCAGGAACCUCCCUCAAUGGAACUCUCAGUCCAGCAUGCCGUCCACCCCGGACAUGAGGACCAGGACGCCACACUACGUACAUUCCACUAGGUCGGUGGACAUCAGUCCCACACGUCUGCACAGCCUCGCUCAGCACUUUAGAAACCGCAGCUCCAGUCUGGAGUCCCAGGGCAAGCUCUUGACUUCGGACCCUGAUGCACACCCACACGCCCUCGGCACGCUGGGCAGCCCUGACUUUUUCUUGGGCCCGACACGGAGCUCUAAUGGCUCUGACCCGUUGGAUGAUUGCUCUUCCUGCACCAGCCAGAGCAGCUCGGAGCAUUUCUACCCGCCCGGCGGGCCCCUAGCCCCCGGCACCAAUCCCAACUAUUCCACCCUCGGUGAGGACUCGCCUUCAAAAGCUAGGCAGAGGCAGCGGCAGAGGCACAGGUCUGCAGGUCAUCUGGGCUCCUCUAACUCCGGCUCCAUGCCAAACUUGGCAGCUAAGAACGGCUCUGUUGGAGGAUCAGGCGGAGGCGGCAUAGGCGGAGGACACCACGGAGUCUACCUCCACAGCCAGAGCCAGCCGUCCUCCCAGUACCGCAUCAAAGAGUACCCGCUAUACGUGGAGGGGAGCCCCAACCCGGUGGUCGUGCGCAGCCUGGAGAGCGACCAGGAGGGCCACUACAGCGUCAAAGCCCAGUUCAAGACCUCCAGCUCUUACACGGCGGGUGGACUGUACAAGGAAGCGUGGGGAGGAGAGGAGGGAGGGGAGGGCGGCGGCCGACUAACGCCGUCCCGCUCGCAAAUUGUACGGACUCCAUCAUUGGGGCGCGAGGGGAGCGGAGGGGGUCGGGCGGCAGUGUCAGAAGAGCUGCGCUGCUGGUACCAGAGGUCGUCCGGGAGCCUGAAGGAGAGGAAUCACUCCCAUUCAGGAUCCACCUCAUCCGAAACAGGGUCACAGCAAGGCACACUAGGACACGGGCGGGGCAGUCGGGUAGGAACGCUCGCCAAAGGCUCACCAGUUGCAUCCCCACACAGCCAGAGGAGUAUGACACCCUCUGGUGACCAGACCGCCACACCCACUCCGCCUUGCAGUCCACAGCACAUCCUCAACUGGCAGAGCGGGUCCUUCACUGACAGCUGCUUCCUCGGCAGCCCUUCGUGUUCAGAGCUGGCAGACGUGCAGUGGUACAGACGCGACAAGGCCAAACCUGGAACCCUGGUCUGAGACCCUUGGAAAAAAAAAACCCACUUGGAGAAGUCCUGGUAGUAUUGAAACCUUCCGUGCACCGUCCUAGACCACGUCCCGCUCACAACAACCAAGAACCUCAUCGCCAAGGCCUGACAUAUCCAUCCUGACUUUUUCCUCCCACAAGGGAUCAAGCGGCUCGGCGUAGUAGAUGUGGAAAGAGCACGGUCACCCACUCCCAAUCAUCACUUUCCAAUUCGUCCCUCUUAAAAACUUUAAUCCACUCGAGAAGAUUCCUGCUGUUUUUGAGCCACCAGUCUAAAACAAAAAAAAAAACAUACUGCUGCAUAUAUAUUCUAAAUUGAAAAAAUGCAUACAUUUAUCGGAACAACAAUGAGGUUUCUCCUCCUCUUCCCAGUUUAACCCACAACCAAAGACUGCAUUCACUGAUCAGGCCGGAGUUCCCUUGCAGAAACGCAAUGGAAAGAACGCGACCCAGACUAUAGCAAUAAAACUUUGUGGGAAUUGUGUGGUGACCAGGCGGACAGUGUCGUGCUUGUCGGCUUUGGGCCUUCAUCUCCGCUUCCUUCUUGCAACGUGUUCAGCGGUGAUCGGUUCAUGGAGUCACUGCUGAAUUGAAGGACUAUUACAUUCAGUAUUGGAUCUUUAAUGGAGGAAGUCAACCUUUCUGACUCUACUGUGUCUCUUGCUGCUACAUUAUGAUACACCUUUUCCACUUUAGCGUGCAGAUUUAGUCCAGAGCUCCAGUCGACACUUACCAUUGUCCUGAGGGAACAGGAAAUCAUCUAAACCAGUGGCCCCCAUAUAUAUAUAUAUAUAUAUAUAUAUAUAUAUAUAUAUAUAUAUAUAUAUAUAUAUAUAUAUAUAUAUAUGUUUCCCACAGAAUAUCUGUUAGUUAAGGUGGUGAAGUGGGCCGGCUUUGUCGCGUGAAGAAGCCUACAAUUUUUUGGUUGUGUUUUCCGCUCCGUAUGCUGAAUGGCAAUAUACGAAUACACACUACUGAUUGGCUGUUACCGCUCUGUAACCAACCAGGUGGUUGUGUGGGUGGGACAAUGCUGGGUUCUGCAGAAACCUACUGGCAGAGGCAGAACUAAACGGAGCAGCUUGUUAAGACUUUAGAUUAGCACCAAAAAUCAUAUAAAUACAUUUAAUAAAGUCAAACACAAAUAAGGCAACAAGAUAAGUAUCCUACACUUAUAUAUAUAUUACGGUUGUACGGUAUACCGGUAUUAGUAUUGUACCGCGAUACUUACAGAUCCUAUUUCGUACUAUACCUCCUCUAAAAGGUACCGGUCUACCACCCUGGUCGUCAUCACGUUGUGACAUUGCUGGUUUUACGACCAGAGGAGCAUGUUUGGCAGCGCGCAAUCACAGAGUACUUACAAGCAGAUACAGUGUGUAGACAGAAAAGGGAGAAUUGAUGCAUUUUUGCUUAAAAAAGUAAAGUUAAAGGUGAAGUUAUAACACUGAAACCCCCUCAGGAAGAGGUGCUUUAAGACUUGGGUAGUUAGCUAGCGGCUAAUCACUAAUCCUUGUCUCCACAGUGACAAAUAAAGUAAGUUUCUCACAAGUGUCAUUAUCACUGCAGGACGAGGAAUAGCUAAACAUGCUUCACUACACACCGUAGCUCGCCGGCGUCAAAAUGUAAACAGACGCCACUGGUGGAUCUACACCUGACAACCACUGUAAUGAUACCAAGUACAGGAGCAUAUUUCUACUAUGAUUACAUUGAUAUUUUUUGUCAUCAUAACAUCUUCUUUCGAAACUCAAAAAAUAUGUCCCCGGACACAUGAGGACUUUGAAUAUGACCAAUGUAGGAUCCUGUAACUACUUGGUAUCGGAUGGAUACCUAAAUUUGUGGUAUCAUCAAAAACUAAUGUAAAGUAUCAAACAACAGAAGAAUAAGUUAUUAUUAAAUUUUAACAGAAGUGUAGAUAAAACAUGUUAAAAGAGAAAUUAAGCAGAUAUUAACAGUAAAUGAACAAGUGGAUUAAUAUUUUUAUACAGUUUGUCCUUAAUAAUGUUGACAAAAUAAUAGGUAGAUAAAUGACACAAUGUUACUGCAUACUGUAUGUCAGCAGACUACUUAGGAGCCUUUGUUUGUUUACUUACUACUAAAAGACAAGUUGUCUAGUAUGUUCCCUAUAUUUAUAUAAAAGGGGACGGCAUGGCGCCAUUGGGAAAGUGGCCGUGACAGCAACCUUAGGGUUCCUGGUUCGAUCCCCACCUACUACCAACCUGUUCACAUCCAUUGUGUCCUUGACCAAGACACUUCACCCUUGCUCCUGAUGGGUCGUGGUUAGGGCCUUGCAUGGCAGCUCCCGCCAUCAGUGUGUGAAUGAGUGUGUGAAUGGGUGAAUGUGGAAAUAGUGUCAAAGCGCUUUGAGUACCUUGAAGGUAGCAAAGCGCUAUACAAGUAUAACCCAUUUACCAUUUAUUUAAGGACAAACUUGCAAUAAAAAACGUAUGUUUAAUGUACCCUAAGAUUUAUUUGUUAAAAUGAAGCCAAAAAUGACAUUUGUAUGGUCCCCUUUAUGUUGAAAAGUAUCGAAAUACAUAUUUGUACGUGCUAACACGUUUACGAGAGUCUCUGUUAGCAUUUCUAACGUAUAAUGCCAUUCUUUUUUUAGGGGGUUUCAGUUUCACAAAUUCCUCAAUAAGUUCACCAAAAGGUCACUGUGCAGUUAUUGAGUCUGUUUUGCUGAUUGGAUAGCUAGUCAUUUAUUUUGUUUUGUCGGAGCAGCCGUUUUACUGCCUUGUUACAGGAACCCUUUAGAAACAAUGAAGGUGUGUGAGUAAACAUUUACAGAAUCUUUCUGUGUUGCUAACUAGUUUGGCCACAUACCUUUCGCUAAUAUUGGAAUAAAAAUGUGUUUUUAAAUUUAGUGGGUGGGGCUUUAUAGUUCGUAAAACACUGUUCAUACAUGCAGACAUGCACACGCGUGACUAAGACAACGCAACGAGUGUGGAGUAAAAUACAGCCAAAAAGCACACAUAAAUGACAUUUUGUUUCAUUUGGCAGAUUUCCAUGAAUGAAUCUCAUGAGCUUGCCUUCAUUCCCAAUUUGGAGUGAAGUGGGCGUGUCCAAAGAAAAACACUUUCGCCCAGGUCGUGAUCAAGGCAAACUACGUUCUUGAGGUCUAUCCGGUGGAAAGAGCAACCCAAUGCUUUUUUUUUUUUUUAAAUAAUGACAUUUGUGACAGGCAAAAUAUUAUCAGACCGACGGGAAAAUUUGCUUUGACGCUCAUUUUUGUCACGACUAAGUCCGAGUACUGACUCGACGCAAAGCCGCUCUUUUCCAAGUUAAGCCCAGCCACACUUAAAAACACCUCCAGUUUGGUGCUUUAUUAAUGGGACUUUGAACCAGCUACAGUGGAAAAGGUGUAUCUGUGGACAAAAGUAUUGGGACACUUACCGUAUUCGUCACUUUGAUCGCAGCUGUGACCUUCAUGCAAGAAAUCUACGUCACACUAAAUUACCGUUAGCAUUAAGAUGGAUCCAAAAAUCAAUACUGCUGUAAAAGGUGUGUCCCAAUACUAUUGUCCAUGUGGUGUAGUUCACAGAACUCUUUAAGUAUUCAUUGACAGAUGACACAAACACAUUCUUGUAUUUCUUACCUUCUUGAGAUCUCCGAGAAAUGCCUACUUCUUUAGGACCACCCUUUGUAGAAUAUAAAGAUUUGUAUUUACAACAUUAAUAAUAUAUACAUACUAUGCAAAUAUAACAAAAGGUAAGCUUUUAGUAAAACAUUUUUUUUUGCUAAUUGUUUUUUUAUCUGUAUGAUUUACUUCAAGUUGUUACAGUAUGUUUCUAAAUACAUAUUUAGUUAUUUUUAUUCAUUUUGACCAAAGGGGGCGCAUUUCAAUUUCGUACACACACUUGUUGUUACAUAUGUUGGCCAAAGGGGAACACUUCAAUUUUUUUACACACACUUGUUAUUUCAUAUGUUGACCAGAGGGGGACCACGUUUAAAAGCGACACACAGUCAAUUUGAAAAAUCCCUCCUUUUUUGGGACCACCCUAAUCGUGAUAGAUUUCAUCACCAGGGGUGCAAAUGAGACAUUCUCUAUUAGAUGCAAUGGUUUUCCGUAUUGGGACCACGAUUUAUGUCCUCACUUGUUCACCGGUCCUCAUAUGGACGGUACUUUUCCUUGUUGAUAUCUCAAGAAGGGUCGAAAUACAGUAACACACACAUUCUCGUAUUUCUUACAUUCUUGGGACCUCUACCUCUUUAAGACCACCCUUUUUAGAUAUAUAAAUAUUUGUAUUUAAAACAUUAAUAAUAUACACAUACUACGCAAAUAUAAAAAAGUAAGCUUUUAAUUAUUUUUUUGUCUGUAAUUGGUUUUUAAUCCUCAAUAUUUCAAGUUAUUGCAGUAUGUCUUUAUAUACAUAUUUAUUUUAUUUUAUUGUAUUAAUUUAGGCCAAAGGGGGCACACUUUAAUUCCUUACACACACUUGUUAUUUCAUAUGUUGGCACAUUUAAAAGCAACACACAGUCAAUUUGAAAAAUCCCUCCUUUUUGGGACCAGCCUCAUUUUGAUAGAUUCACCAUAAAUGAGACAUUCUCUAUUAGAUGCAAAAGUUUUCCGUAUUGGGACCGUGCUUUUGGUCCUGAUUUGUUCACCGGUCCUUAUAUGGAUGGUAUUUUUCCUUGUUGAUGUCUCAAGAAGGUUAGAAAUACAAGAACACACACACACACACACUUGUGGUAUUCAUGGGUGCUAUUAUUUUUUGAAGUGCCAACCAAGGCUGGUGCUUUUACAGUAGGAAAGGGAUUCAUAUGCCCCUCGGUCAAUCAUUUUUGCAAUGCAGUCUGCUGAAAAUGAUGGAAAGCGCCACUCUCCAUAGCAACUGACAAUAAAGCAAAGUUGGAAUUGCCACAAAACACAUUUUACGAGAUUCAACACUCUUAGCGCACGACCCAAAUUUGUCACGUUUCCUGUGUCAGGUGAAGUGCUACGGAUAGAAUCCCCUUCCUACUGUGCAUUUACAUUGAUUUUUGAUCGGGCGUCAUGUUUGGCGGCAGCGAGGCAAAAAGCACAAUGUCCACACACACACACACACACACCAUUUCACUCGAGAGAAAAGCCAUAACUGAGCGAUCCUAACAGAACAGGGUUAGAAAAGCACACCUGCUUUAUUGUGAAGGAGGCAGGAAGUAUUGGGAGUUGCAUAAAGUAAGAAUUGACCGAUACCAUAAAGGUGGGAAUGAUCACACCUUCUUUUUCAGUCUUUCCAUCGAUCCAUGCACGAUUGGUUUAAUGUACCCUCCACACACCUCACCCUGCGCAUGUUCAAGUGAGGAAGAAAGACUACCAAGUAACAUUAGUGGUGAUUACCGCCCCCUAGUGGUGAGCCCAGUGUGGUGAAGUGCAACGCCCCUCCUCUCUCGUCCCCACAAACCAUUUCAACCUUUUUUUUUUCUGUAACCAGUUUCACUUCCAACGCCGUUGUUUCUCCCAUCUUUCCAACGUUGUAACAACAGCCUGUUCCGGUGCUACAGUCUCCUCCACCAUGACCUCUUUUUUUGCAAUGUCCAAAACCAAUAGAUUCUUGACUUAUUUGAAGGACCCUUCUAGCAGACAAUAGAGCAUGUAACUUGUUCUCUUCAACCGUUAACAUCGCUAACAUUUAUUGUGCCGUAGGUUAAAAAAAAAAGAAAAAAAAAAGUGGAGUUGAUUAUACAAAAAAAAAAAAUAACUGAAUUCCACAGUUAAUUUAUUCUUUUCUAUUAAAAAUUUGUAUAGUAACUUUACAUUUUUCCAAACCGUGUCGUUGGAAAUUGAUGAUGACAUUUUUUUCAGAGACACUGUGGUGGUUCUUGAGAUUAAGAAAAUAAAUUAUUGAUGAAUGUUG